AUGUUCUCAUCUGCUUCUCCGUUCUGUCCCCGCACGGUCCUCUGGCUGGCUCUCUCGGUCGUGUCUUAUCCCCCAAUUGCAUUUGCGAGACCCACAAGCGAAGUGCUGCAACGCUCAUCGAAUGACAAUGGUGCAGUGGGAAGCAACGGGAGCGGUGUUUCUGCAAACGUAUGGAUACCCGUACUAAUAAUCGCAGUGGUCGUUGCCGUGCUGACACUGAUUGGAUGUGUCAGGCGGGCCACGUACAGGGAGGCUGGCGCAGGCGCCGCCUUGCCGAGUACUCAAAACCGACCUGCUGGUCAGGCGGCCGCACGCCCUGGAAGGCGCCGGAGGCCUGCGCGGACUCCAAGUCAGAUUUCCACAAAAUCGCUUCCGCCCUACAUGCUGGAACCGGGCGAUCAGGAGCUCGUUAUCUACAGAGGGCCUUUGAAGAUGGAUGAUGACCCUCUCGAUCCUAUGGCAACAUUGGAAGAAGACGAUGAUGAACAUCCUGAGACAAGAGGGACACAUCGUGGUCUUGACCUCGAGUCGCACGGUACCACACUGGCGGAUAACUCCGCCACAGAUCUCAUGUACAACGCGCCUGGUGACGUGUCAGUGAGACGAAGUGUAGACGUUGCUAGUGUGGGCACGUCGCAUCACUCGCAAGAAAGUCAUUCUGAACUGUUACCCUUGCAUACCACACAAACCUCCGAAGACCCACGAGGGGAAGCACCUCCAUACUUUGAGGUUGUAGCUCAGGACACUCCUCAAACACUACCUGAUUAUCCUCCUGCAUCGGAGACCUCAACCAGAGAUGCUACCCCUGGCGACCGACGAUCUAGAUUCAGCUUCCUUUUCAACCCCUUCGGGGGCUCAUCACGACAUCCGCCGGUUUCGAUCCAUAACAGGGCUGUAACUCCUGACCACACUCGCAACGCUUCAUCCCUCUCCGUGGCCUCAACAAACAGCGGAAAUGGGCACAACCGUACAGGCUCUAAUUCGACGCUUUUGAAAGCUUUCCGACCCCACGACCAUUCCAUGCAUAUGCCAUCCGCUUCAACCAUUUCUUUGGUCUCAAUAUCAGCACCACUCACACAUACUGUUACGCGCUCGGAGUUCCGGGCGCCGAAAGGCGGCUUGACGCCUGAACAAAUCAAACUCAUCACCUCCAGGAAUGCAUUGGAAAGGUUCGGUGUUCCAUACGGUCCAGACGCUGUAGCAUUUUCGGCAUCAAGGUCUAACGUGGCACCACCACCCGACUUCGAUGCCACUACAUCAAGUUCGCCAGGCCAAGCAAUACUAGUGCUCUUUCGAGAGAGGCAGCAGGAAGCCCGGUCUCUAACAGCGCUGCUGCGGAUGAGGCUGGACAAACAACCCCACGCUCCGUCAUAUCCGGAUCGCCUCCAUCUUCCCCAUCUGGAGCUGAGAUAA
Suillus clintonianus is the source of this 1413-nucleotide messenger RNA. RefSeq lists its product as uncharacterized. The coding region runs from base 1 to 1413 and encodes 470 amino acids. The record is from RefSeq and is a predicted model, not a curated record. Lineage: Eukaryota; Fungi; Basidiomycota; Agaricomycetes; Boletales; Suillaceae. The transcript is spliced from 4 exons.